AAGAAGGCCAUAGUGUGACGUAAACGACGAUCUAAACAAGUAUCAGCUGUGUAGCAGUCAUUGUUCGUAUCAUCCGUAUUGGCAGGCGUACAAAAAUCCUGCCUUUUUUUCUCUAUCGUAAAUUUUUGUUGCUUUAUUCGAGGAACGUAAACGUUUCGUAGGGACAAAGAUUGAAAGUUAACUGCAGCGUGUUGAUUUCCAUUAGGCAGAGUAGGAGGAAAUAAAUAUAUAAGGGGAGAGGCGAGAAGAAGAAGAAGAAGAAGAAGAACUUUCCCGUGCAACGUAAUCGUGGCUGCGUGCGUGCUUCAGCCCCAGCCACAGCCCCACCAACGAACUCGAGAGGGACAAUAAUCGUGUGAAAAACGGGGCGGUACGCGCAUAAGCCUGGCCUCGAGCGGCGAGUCGGACGACGGUGGACUCGCUCCGCCACCGCGCAAAAGGUCCCGUAGUUCUUUGACGACUACUCUACGACCAGCGGACGAGCACCACUCCAAUCCAGAGAUGGAAAACUAUCGCGUAAUGCAGCAGCAGGCCUCAAACGGUGGAGUUUCUUCUGGACUGCAACAGAAUGGAGCUACGGCUGACACUGGGGGACCACAAGCUAAUGGCAAUGUGAUACCGGAGUCCGAUAAUGACAUCAAUGGUGUGAAUGGGGAAACUAAUCCAAGUUUAGGACCUCCUAAAAUAAUGGACAAAACUAAUCAGGACAUUGUGAGACUCAUCGGCCAACAUUUGAAAACUGUUGGGCUAGACCGUACAGCAGACCUGCUUAUGCAAGAAUCAGGUUGUCGAUUGGACCAUCCUGCAGCUGCAAAGUUUAGACAGCAUGUUAUGGAUGGAGACUGGAACAAAGCAGAUCACGAUCUUAACGAAUUAAAAUCCUUUUUAAAUGGUGCAAGUCAGAGCUUGGUGGAAAUGAAAUUCCUACUCUUAGAGCAAAAAUAUCUGGAGUUUUUAGAAGAAGGUUUAGUUUUAGAAGCUUUACAAGUUUUACGCAAUGAAUUGACACCUCUAGGGCACAAUACCGGCCGCGUUCAUCAAUUGUCAGCAUUUAUGAUGUGUAGCGGACGUGAUGAAUUACAGACACGUGCAGGCUGGGAUGGUAAGGGUUCAGCUUCCAGAGCAGCGCUUAUGGAUAGAUUACAGAGGUAUCUUCCACCUUCUAUCAUGUUGCCACCACGUCGACUUCACUCGUUGCUUUGUCAAGCAGUGGAAAUGCAAAAUCAGCAAUGCACAUACCAUGUAACUCAUAUGCAGACAAGCUUGGAAAACGUGUCGCUGCUAGUGGACCACAGUUGUAGCAAAGAACAAUUUCCGUGCCAUACCGUACAAUUGCUGAAUGAUCAUUGUGACGAAGUUUGGUAUUGCAAAUUCUCUCCUGAUGGUCUUAAAUUAGCCACAGGUUCUAAAGAUAUGACUGUAAUUAUAUGGGAUGUUGAUCCGGAAACCUUGAGAGUAACGCACAGAAAAACAUUGGAAGGACAUACAUAUGGUGUAGCGCUUAUAGCUUGGAGUCCAGAUAGUAGCCAUCUUAUUGCUUGUGGCCCUGAAGAUUGUCCAGAACUAUGGCUUUGGUGUGUGGAUACGCCUGACUGUGAAUUACGUGUUAAAUUAACUCAAAGUACCGAUGAUUCUUUGACGGCCUGUGCCUGGCAUCGAGAUUCGAAUAAGUUUGUUGCCGGAGGACUUCGUGGUCAAUUCUAUCAAUGUGAUAUGGAUGGUAAUGUCUCAGAUUCAUGGGAAGGUGUUAGAGUUAAAUGUUUAUGGUGUAGAAGCGAUGGAAAAACUGUUUUAGCAGCUGAUUCUCAUCAUCGAAUUCGAGGAUAUAAUUUUGACGAAUUAUGUGAUUUUACAAUAUUACAAGAGGAUCACCCAGUUAUGUCCUUUAGUGUUAACAAAGCGGAUAGACUUGCUUUACUUAAUGUGGCUAAUCAAGGAGUACAUCUAUGGGACUUACAAGAUCGUUGUUUAGUAAGGCGUUUUCAAGGUGUUACUCAAGGACACUUUACAAUUCAUAGCUGUUUCGGUGGUAUCAAUCAAGAUUUUAUUGCAUCCGGUAGUGAAGACAAUAAAGUGUAUGUAUGGCAUAUCAAACGAGAACUCCCCAUAGCAACUUUAACGGGACAUAGUCGAACGGUUAAUUGUGUUUCGUGGAAUCCUGUUUAUCAUCAAAUGAUGGCUUCUGUAUCUGAUGAUUGUACAGUAAGGAUAUGGGGACCAAGGUCUUCCUCUCCUGAAAAAGCUGAUAAUGAUAAGACUGCAUCGCUAGAAAGUGCAUCCUCAAAUAGCAGUGGCUGGCACGAAAUGGUAUCGUAGCGAAUUACAGCACAUCAAAAUUCCCAUUACUUCAUGGUGUUUAAAAGACUGUUUUACUGAAUGUCAUGCUAACUUUUUCCUGCCCGUUGCAAUUAUCCCUCUGUGCCUCGUUAUCAUCAAUUUAUAGACCAUCGAUUAAAUGUGGAGGUAAAAAAAAUGGGGGAUGAUGUGGACGUUAGCAAUUAUCUGCUAAUCAAUAAAAAGAAAAA
Molecule: messenger RNA, 2525 nt
Organism: Polistes canadensis
Lineage: Eukaryota; Metazoa; Arthropoda; Insecta; Hymenoptera; Vespidae
Product: WD repeat-containing protein 26
Exons: 11
Coding region: 502-2316 (604 amino acids)
Biological process (GO): proteasome-mediated ubiquitin-dependent protein catabolic process
Cellular component (GO): GID complex
Molecular function (GO): protein binding
Source: RefSeq, a predicted model, not a curated record